Messenger RNA from Nothobranchius furzeri (turquoise killifish), 3022 nucleotides. RefSeq names its product C-reactive protein. The record is from RefSeq and is a predicted model, not a curated record. Lineage: Eukaryota; Metazoa; Chordata; Actinopteri; Cyprinodontiformes; Nothobranchiidae.
GACUUCACACACCAGGUCUAUUGUCAGAGCGCCGACCGCAGAGGUGACAUCACGGUCUGUGCUAGGAGGGAAGAGGACGGGGUCACGAGUCAUCAGCAGGAAGAGCUGAUCUAUCCUCAGAAUAACCACUAAACAACAACAAAAUGAGAAUCAUCACUGCAGCGAUUCCUGUGGUUCUGCUUGGUGCAGCUGCUUUGACGUUAACUCCUGCUGCAGCCUCACAAGUGGGCCUGAAUGAAAAAGUCCUGGUCUUCCCGUUUGAGACGGACUUCAGCUUCGUGGCCCUGAUCCCGCAAAAGGAGAUGGCGCUCCGGGCCUUCACCCUCUGUCUGCGUGUGGCCACUGAGCUGCCAGAGGAGCGUCAGAUCAUCCUGUUCGCCUACCGAACAGCCAACUAUGAUGAGCUCAACGUGUGGCGUGAAAAAGACGGCCGCAUCUCCUUCUAUAUGAGUGGCGAUGGCGCCUUCUAUCACCUGCCCCCCCUCAGCACCUUCCGCACCAGCCUCUGCCUCACCUGGGAGUCUCGCACCGGCCUUGCUGCUUUCUGGGUGGAAGGGAAACGCAGCACCUACCAGGUCUACAAACCUGGCCAUAGCAUCCGUCCCAAAGGCACCAUCCUGCUGGGCCAAGACCCAGAUAAACACCUGGGGGGCCUGGAGGCCUCGCAGAGCUUCGUAGGAGAGCUGACCGACCUGAACAUGUGGGACUUUGUGCUUUCUAGGAGCAUGAUCCAGGCCUGGCACUACGGACACAAGGUACCCAAGGGAAACAUCUUCAACUGGGGCACCAUAGAGUACGAGCUGAAUGGGAAUGUGAUGGUGGUAGAUGAUGACUGACGUGACGGGCAGUCCAGUGCAGACAGGGGUCAGGCUGUGGAAAGGAGUGCUGGACUGAUACUGGUGUGUCUCUGUCUCUCCCUGGUUCAGUUCCAGAGAACAUGUCUGUGCUGGGUCACACAGAGCCUCUGAGUAACCAAGAAAGGACAACAAGGAGGUUUCUUGUUUUCUGCAACGCUACUCACUCAAAAAUAAACUGUACUUAUAAUUAAACGAUUCUCAUCCUCACAUUUAAUCUUAUAUCUGAAAACUUCAUCCUGAAUAUCUGUAAGAACACACGUGAUUAAACCAGAGCGAAGGCUGGUCUAUUUAACAGCAGUUCAUCACCAAAUCAUUUUAAGUUUAUGCUAACAUAACAGUCCGUCAGGACUGAAUGAGUCAUCAUUAGGAACAAAAAGAUUAUGCAAAACGUGGCAAAUCCUCUGAAAAGGUCACAAGACCCACCUGGCAUACAGGCUGUGUGAAGUUUCUGAACAUGCACUCAAACCUGAGAGAGGCUAAAAGCCCGGCAGCGGCUCCCGCUAGGAGCUAGCUGGUUCUGCUGGAAAUGUGUUCCUGUUAAAUGAUGUUUUCCGUCCCACUGUCCCCCACUGUCCUAACCAGGAUGAUGUUGAAGAUUGAACUGGUUUUCUUAGACUUGACAACAUUUUGCAAAUAAGCAUAAUACUCUACUGAAUCAACUGCUUUGACACGAAGCUUCUUGUUUGUUUUGUUUUCAGUGAUUUAGGAUUCUUUAUGGAAUCCUGUGGGGCUGCUGCCCUGCAUGUUCUAGUUGUUUCCUGCUUCAACACACCUGGUUCAAUUGUUCUUCACAAGCUUGUUGUUCAAACUAGGAGAGUUGGUGAAGAUCAACACGCAGGUAGUGGCCCUAGGAGACCAGGAUGGUGUAGCCCUGCUCCAGUUCCUUCUAAGGAAACAGAAAUGGAAGUUGUUUAUCUAUCGUUUUAUGUGUGAAAUGGUGGAAGUGAAGUUGAGCAUCUAGAGCAGUGGUUCCUGAUUGGUGACCCCUAAGAGGGUCCCCACAUUCUUCUCUAUGAUGAGGUAGUGAGGUUACCAAGCAUAUAUUGGUAAAAUGUACCAAAAACACACUCAAUAGUAUAAUCAAAGCUCUGUAUAAGAGUUAUAACUCUGUAUGUCUGUUUAAAGUUUAAUGUGUGGAUGUGGGCAGGUGUUGGGGUUGUGGCUUGUCUAGAACACAGGGACUAACUAACUGGAGGACCAAGAGACAAAUACAAAUAAGAGAUGUUCAGGUAGAUUUAGAAAAUACAUGACAUCACAAAAAAUAGAAUCGACAGAUAACAACAACAACAAUAAUAAUAAUAAUAAUACAUCCAUAUUCUGUACCAAGCUCAUCUAAAUUUAUAGGAUGUAAUUCCAAAGAACAGUUCAUGUUAGAUAAAGAGUCUAACUGGUCUUUUCCUUCUAUUAAUAAAUCGUUUUUACUUAUUUAAUUAUAAAGCUGUGGUUGUUGUCUAACUGGGUGUUAGAUCUAUGAAGGUUGCUUAAAGAGCAAGUCACCCCCUACCAGAGUAUUACUCCACUCCCACUUCCUGUUUGAAAAAUGCAACAAAUGCUGUUGCCUAGCAGACCGAGAGGGUGGGGCCGCUAACAAAUACACACACACAGACACACAGGCUCACAACGACAUUGUGACAUCAUAUGGUACCAGCUAACGUUCUAGGGUACCUCUUAGCCAAUAGAGAUGGCCGAUUUAAAUUCAAAUUCAGUGCAGAGUUUUUACCUGACAACGGCACAACACUGACAGUUUUAGGCAGAAAUUUUAGAUUUUAACUAAAAUGCACUGAAGUGCAAAACUAUUGGGUACACGUGUCUGCAGCAUGAUUAGACACGCAAUUAUAUAGUUUCUCAGAAAAAAAAGUUGAUUUGGAAGUGACUUGCUCUUUAAUUGAAUUUCUUAAUUUUGUCGCUAUUUUCUACUUGACCAUUGUAACGGAAUUUCUGGUUUCUGUGUUGCUGCAUGUCUGUCAUGGAAGUUAAAUACCACAUGUGUCCACAGGGUGGCGCUCUUUACCUUGCCUCACCAUAGAACUGCUUCAGUCACACAUUUGGCUACACCAAUAACUAAUUAAGUAAAAAAGAUUUUUAAAUACACUAAAAUGUCUUCAACUUGGCUUCUUUGCGUGUAAAAUAUAAAAUACCAAAUAAAACCUUUUGUUGUUCUUUUC